UAAGGAUGGUCUAUGCACCGGACCGGCCGCGGGAUUGGGGACAUCGCCACGAGUCACUGAUGGCGUCAGAUAGUGAAAUCACUCACAUGCACGCGGUCCCGCCGCUCGGCAGGAAUCACCAUGGCUGAACGACUUAGAGCUGUUGUUUCGAGCUUUCAAGACUAGAGCGGUCACAACCCAGGAAGGAUCGGAAGGAUCCUGCUUCUACUAAUCCAGAUGGCCCACAACGUCGUCACCUUCACUAUCGCUUGGUUCUCCAUCGCUGGGUAUUGUAUCAGGCUCUUCAUUAUCGGCGACAUCAUUGGCAACCCCCCAGAAAGCUCUUUCUACGGAAGGCUCCGAUUCAAGUCAGCCACCCCCAUUAUCGACGCAGUUCUUCGGAUUAUCUACCUCUUUGCGUUGAUAUACCAAUUCAUCAUGGCUGUGGGAAGCCGCCCAACCAGGACCGAGAAUACACAAAAUAUCACGGACAAGAAUAUGUGCGUGAAGCAACAGGACCCUUGGGUGAAGGGGCAGCUUGUGGUUAUUAUGAUCACGCGCGCGGAGAAGGCCAAGAAGAUGAUGGGGGUCAUCUUUACAGUUUUCAUUAUUGGGGCGUUGACACUUGUUCUUUCGCCUACUGUGUAAUUACUCGGAGUUCGUGAGGGUGUUUAGGUACCUAGGUAGUUUGGCUUUAUUUGACCGCCAUCCCAACUCUAGCCGUCCUCGACUCAAAAAGGG
Molecule: messenger RNA, 720 nt
Organism: Chaetomium fimeti
Lineage: Eukaryota; Fungi; Ascomycota; Sordariomycetes; Sordariales; Chaetomiaceae
Exons: 1
Coding region: 217-627 (136 amino acids)
Source: RefSeq, a predicted model, not a curated record